AUGUAUGCUCGGUGUGGAAUAUCACUUGACCACGGUCGGCAGGCUGGUACAACACAGAUCAAAGCAAGUCAUUUGAUGCCGCUCAUGCAUGCGACCCAGCAACAAGCCCCAUCAUCAGUCGAUAUACUAUUGAGAGAUCGACCCUGCGAUAUACAAUCUACUCCGAACGAGAAUUUUAAUAUUGCCCUAUCGAUUGCGAUUGCUUCGACCAAUAUUGCGCGUGUGAAACAGCUUCCUUACCAUUCUCAAGUUGGCCUUUCUAGCUCGAUAAAGAGCUCAGUGGUGGCGGCGCUUGAAUAUCAAAGACACGACAUUCUCCGUCUGCUCUUGGAUGAUUCCCAGGUCGAUGCAAAUGCCAAAGACAGUAAAGGCUACACACCACUGCAUCUGGCCGUCAUUUAUGAUGAUCCGGUAGCAGUCCGAAUUUUACUGGAACACCCGAGGGUUGAGGUCAACUGCCUCACUGCUGCAGGAGACAGUGCUUUGGUACUAGCAGCCAAGACUUUCGACGGAAACAGGGCCAGGAGUCAGAUUCUGCAUGAUAUUGUGUCCAUGCCUGACGUUUUGCUAGACCAGCGAGACCGGAUGGGACGUUCAGCGCUCUGGCAUGCAGUGAACACAAGCAACAUUCUGCUCAUAAUGAUGCUAUACCAAGACCCACGGACUGAGGUUGGCAUGGCAGAUAGAGAGGGUAUCACACCAUACGUUUGA
This is a messenger RNA of Penicillium malachiteum, 711 nucleotides long. Its product is annotated as ankyrin repeat domain-containing protein. Gene Ontology annotation, biological process: RNA processing. NCBI's taxonomy places the organism in Eukaryota, Fungi, Ascomycota, Eurotiomycetes, Eurotiales, Aspergillaceae. Gene Ontology annotation, molecular function: RNA binding; RNA nuclease activity; protein binding. The transcript has a single exon. Bases 1 to 711 code for a protein of 236 amino acids. The record is from RefSeq and is a predicted model, not a curated record.